GCGGAAGCGCGGCCGUCUCUGCAGCCUUUGGUCCCGCGCGGCGCCCCGUAGGAGGGAGGCUGCGCGCGGGGCGGCUGAGGGGUGCGCGGCGGCGGUUGCCAGGGCGCCGUGCGCGAGAGUUGCUAGCGGGCUGUGACAGGGAGCGCUGACGGCCGGCCUCGGGCAUGGCUUUAGACGAGAGGGAUGGAGCGGGGCCGGAGACAGAGGAUGGCAAGAGUCAGGAGCCGGGUGUCAUCACGACGAGAAAUAUCCUGGAGAGUUUCACAGAGAGUCAGGAGGUUCGGGGGCUUAUCGGUAGCCUGAAGGGAGUCUUUGGGGAUCUGGUGGCUCGAGAAAUGGCAAUGGAAAAAUUCAUAGGUAUAAUGGACAAGUACCAGGAACAACCUCACUUGCUGGAUCGCCACUUGGAGUGGAUGAUGAAUUCAUUGUUGGAUAUAGUACGGGACAAUGGAUCUCCUCCCCCACUAGUUCACCUGGCUUUUAAAUUUCUUUACAUCAUUACAAAGGUGAGAGGGUACAAACUCUUCCUCCCACUGUUUCCUCAUGAAGUAGGUGAUCUACAGCCUGUUUUGGAUAUGCUUGUAGACCAGAAUCCAAAAGACUCUGAGACUUGGGAAACUCGUUACAUGCUUUUAUUAUGGCUCUCCAUGAUAUGCUUGAUCCCUUUUGAUCUGGCCCGUUUUGAUGGAAAUAUUUUUUCUGAGGAAGGGCAUGCUCGUAUGCCAACAAUGGAUCGCAUACUUAAAAUUGCAAAAUGUUACUUGGUUGUCAGUGAUAAGGCUCGAGAUGCAGCUGCUGUACUGGUUUCAAAAUUUAUUGUCCGCCCUGACGUCAGGCAAAAAAGGAUGGCAGAUUUCCUGGACUGGACACUUUCCAUGUUAUCUAAAUCCUCCUUCCAGACCAUGGAGGGGACUGUUGUUGUGAAUGGCAUGCUCCAAGCUCUGGCACAGUUAUUUAAACAUGGCAAAAGAGAAGAUUGUUUGCCAUACGCUGCUACUGUACUUGAGUGUCUUGAUAACUGCAAGCUGUCAGAAAGUAAUCAGAUGGUUCUUCGGAAGCUAGGGAUGAAACUUGUUCAACGACUUGGAAUGACAUUUGUGAAACCGAAGGUAGCGAAAUGGAGAUACCAACGUGGCUGUCGGUCUCUGGCUGCCAAUCUGCAAGCUCCUGGUUCAGUUGUGCAGAAUCAGAUGAUAACAGUUGCUGCUAAUGAAGCUGACGAUGAAGAGGAAUAUGACAUUCCAGCAGAGAUUGAAAAUGUUGUAGAGCAAUUGUUGGUUGGACUGAAAGACAAAGACACUAUUGUCAGGUGGUCUGCAGCAAAAGGAAUUGGUAGAAUAACUGGAAGACUUCCAAAAGAAUUAGCCGAUGACGUGAUUGGGUCUCUGUUGGACUGUUUUAGUUUCCAGGAAACAGACAAUGCAUGGCAUGGUGGAUGCCUGGCUCUGGCUGAAUUAGGCAGAAGAGGAUUGUUACUCCCUUCCCGAAUUUCAGAUGUUGUUCCGGUCAUUUUGAAAGCGCUGACAUAUGACGAGAAGAGAGGGGCGUGCAGCGUGGGUUCCAAUGUGCGAGAUGCAGCGUGCUAUGUGUGCUGGGCCUUUGCUCGUGCUUAUGAUCCUGCAGAACUCAUACCAUUUAUUAAUCAGAUUUCAAGUGCGUUGGUUAUUGCUGCAGUAUUUGAUCGUGAUGUUAAUUGCCGAAGAGCUGCUUCUGCUGCCUUCCAGGAGAAUGUUGGGAGACAGGGCACUUUUCCACAUGGCAUAGACAUUCUAACUGCAGCUGAUUAUUUUGCUGUUGGUAACAGAGUUAACUGUUAUCUGACCAUAAGUGUGUAUAUUGCUGGCUUUCCUGAGUAUACGCAGCCAAUGAUUGAUCAUUUAGUUAACAUGAAGAUUAACCACUGGGAUAGUGUUAUUCGAGAACUUUCAACCAAAGCUCUGCAUAACCUUACUCCACGGGCUCCUGAACACAUGGCAAAUGUGGUUUUGCCAAGACUUCUACCUUUAUCAGUGGGCACAGAUCUGCACACACGCCAUGGGGCAAUUCUUGCCUGUGCUGAGAUCACCCAUGCACUGUGUAAACUAGCAGAAGAGAAUAAUAGAUCUGUAACAUAUUAUUUCAAUGAAAAAUCAUUGGAGGGACUUAAGCAAAUCCAUCAAGAGCUUUGCAGUCGUCAAUUGUACAGGGGUUUGGGCGGAGAACUGAUGAGACCGGCUGUCUGCACUUUAAUUGAAAAGUUGUCACUAUCAAAAAUGCCAUUUAGAGGAGAUCCAAUAAUCGGUGGCUGGCAGUGGUUAAUAAAUGACAGUCUAAGAAGUCUCCCUCUUGUUUCAAGCGCGGCACGACAGCAUGUAAAGGAGUCUGCAGUCUCUGCCCUGGCUGCGCUGUGUGAUGAAUAUUACAUCAAUGAAAAGGGAGAAGCUGAUCCAGCUCUACAGGAUGAGCUGGUGACACAGUACGUUUCAGAACUACAAAACACAGAGGAAAUGAUUCGUUGUGGCUUUUCACGAGCUCUUGGGGCCCUUCCAAGAUUUCUGCUAAAGGGCAGGCUCCAACAGGUUUUGGAAGGUUUGAAAAAAGUUACCUUAAUUUCCCCUGCAGACGUGAGCUUUGCAGAAUCCAGAAGAGAUGCCCUAAUAGCAAUUGCAAAGGUUUGCCAGACAGUAGGUGUAAAGGGAGACGGACCCCAGGACGAAUAUGUCUGCAAAGAUAACGUUUCUCAGAUCUAUGCGACACUUCUUAAUGGGGUGACUGACUACACCACAGACAGCCGAGGAGAUGUUGGAGGAUGGGUACGUGAAGCUGCUAUGACAAGUUUAAUGGAAGUGACGCUUCUGCUGGUUCAGAAUGAAGCGGAGUUAAUUGAUGCCAACAUCUGCAAACAGAUUAUGUGCUGGCUGGCUCAACAGUCGGCUGAAAAAAUAGAUAAAUUUCGAGCUCAUGCAGGAUCUGUGUUCCUUACUCUUUUACAUUUUGACCGUCCUCCAGUUCCACACAUACCUCAUCGAGAAGAGCUAGAGAGGAUAUUUCCAAGGUCAGAGAAAGAGACUCUAAACUGGAAUGCUGCAUCAGAAGCUUUCCCUCGAAUCACCCAGCUUCUGGGUUUGCCAACAUACCAGUACUACGUGCUUUUGGGUCUCUCAGUGUCUGUUGGAGGAUUAACAGAGACAACGCUCAGAUACUCUGCCCAGAGCCUCUUCGACUACAUGAAGAAAAUCCAGAAUGAUUCCAGUGCCAUGGAGGGUUUCUGUGAGACGUUGCUGAAGGUCUUUGAGGACAACCUGCGGAAUGACCGGGUGUCUGUACCUCUCCUGACGAUGCUGGACCAAAUGCUGGCAAAUGGCUGUUUUGAUAUAUUUAUCAUGCAAGAGAACCAUCCCUUUUCAGUGAAGUUACUCACCCUUUGUAAAGAGGAGAUCAAAAGAUCCAAGGACAUCCGGAAGCUUCGCUCCAGCAUAGGAGUGUUUUGUGGCCUGAUUCAAUUUCAAGGAGACAUGAAAGAAAAAGUUUUAUUUCAGCUGUUUCUCCUUCUUUGCCAUCCAUUUCCUGUAAUCCGGAAAACGACAGCCAGUCAAGUUUACGAAAUGUUGAUAACCUACAGCGACGUGGUUGAUCCUGCCGUUCUGGAUGAGGUUAUGACCAUACUCAGCGACACCAACUGGGAAGCGGAAUUGCCGGUGGUAAGAGAAAAACGCAACUAUCUCUGUGAUCUCAUGAAAGUGCCCAAACCGCAGCUGGUAUCCAAGAGCUCGGCGUAAGGAGGCCGCAGGCUCUGGCUGCUGGGGGGAGACCCAAGCGCUUGGUUCAGGUGCCGCUGGGACCGGAGGAGUUUGUGCUGCGGCAUCCGGACAAACGGGAUUCUCCGCACGGGCUGCCAAGUGCUCUGUUCAAUGAAAGAAGAGGCAGAGAUUAUGUCUUAAAGCAUCAUGCAGAUACGCCAUAUGAAGGCAACAAAUAUUCGUUAUGUUUUGGGGUUUUAAGGUCAUUAUCUGUAGCCACAAGAUGGCGGUUCCUCUUCAUACUUGUGUCACAACUGACCUGGCUUUUUUUUGAUGUAAUGAUUUAUACAGCUCCGAAGGGAGCCAUUCAGCCGCUGCUUGCUGUACACACAUGGAGUAUUAAACCCGAGUUGCUGCAUUAGUCUCUUAAAAGGAUUGUUUUUCAGCGUUAAAAACAGCAAAGCUUAGUGAUAAUGAAAUCUUCCUAAAGCGUCUCAGUGGAGAAGGCUGUCAUUCUUACGUCACAGCUGAACAAAAAAAUGCAGGUUUCGCUUCAGCUAAAGUCAAAGCCUCUCUUAAUAGCUCUUUAUAUAACAAAUUCAAGCAAAUGUUUUUGUGGUAAACUACCUUUAAGGACUGAAACUUUACUUUUUUUCCUUGAAGAAUAGAGAGGUGACUCAGUACUCAGUACUUGCUAGCAAUUUAUACCAUUUCUUAUUGCCUAUAAAAUGAAAUAGCUAUAACAUUUACCUUUAGUAAGAAUAAUGUGACGGGGAUGAGAAACGCACAGGCAACACAAUAUUCUAAUUACACUGUUAUUUGAUGGUUCUAAUUAAAUACCCCUCUAUCCUAGCACUUCAGGUAGACCAGUGGUGCUCUGCGCGAGCGUGUAUGUACACACCCCCCUAUGAAAAUUUGAAAGGAAGGUAGAAUUCAGGCAGAGGAGCUAAACCCACGCCUGUUUCCCUGUGAAGUGCCCGCUACAGACUGCGCCAGUCUUCUACUGCAGGCAUUCGAUUCCAGCACUACAACCACCUCACCUGAACAGUGUUCUCCUUUUUAAGAAGAUACCUAAUAAAUUAUAUUAGCCACUACUUCUUAAGUAUACGGGCAGCCUGGACUGGCAGAUGAAAUUCAGAGUAGAUCACUGUUAUUGAUGACGAUGACACAAAGGGGACUCGAUUUCACACUGCGCAACAGAGCGCCUUGCCCCUGCGGCAUUGCUGCAGAAGAAGUACUCCAGACACACAACCUGUGUCGUUACACUGCCAUUAGAAUCGAAGUUUCUGGUACAUUCUGAAGAGAUCUUGGGUUUGUGAAGUUACACCUAUAACCGCAAGAAAAAGCGGAGUUGUGUUGGCAAAGCCUGCUUACGCAAAAAAAACCCACGAAGGUCCAGCGAAAGUUGUGAGCAUCUGCACAUACAAAUCACCUGGCUGCCAGAUGAUGGCAGAGACACAACGGCACUUUCACCCGGCCCAUAGCAGAGGGUGCCACCCCUCCGUCUGGCUGCCAGCGCUCUGCAGAGCUUCACCUCGGUGACAGCAGCCGCUGCUCCCAGCCGCGGGCACGGGGCAGGGAAUGCUGGAGGCCCCGUGCGAUGGUUGACACAAACCUCUCCUUACACACCCCGUGGCUCCAGGCUGCGGUCGGUGCAUUUUUUGGGCUUCCCUAUGGUAGCAGUCCCCAUGUAGUCUUACGGCUUGUAUUUGAUGGUUAUUUACAUUAGAAAUACAAUUUAACAAUCAAACUGAGUUUGGUAAACAAGUGAGCAAGUAGCAUUAUCCAGGCAGUAACUAGGACCUCCCUUGGAAAGGAGCUACUCAGCACAAAGAUGAAUUUAAUGAAGCACAAAUUACUAAAAAAAAAUUCUAAACCUCUGAACACUUCGGUCUUCCUACACACAGAUACCCAGAGGAUAACACAGCUUCGGAAUCACUG
Molecule: messenger RNA, 5660 nt
Organism: Chroicocephalus ridibundus (black-headed gull)
Lineage: Eukaryota; Metazoa; Chordata; Aves; Charadriiformes; Laridae
Gene: TBCD
Product: tubulin folding cofactor D
Exons: 40
Coding region: 165-3758 (1197 amino acids)
Biological process (GO): tubulin complex assembly; post-chaperonin tubulin folding pathway; adherens junction assembly
Cellular component (GO): lateral plasma membrane
Molecular function (GO): GTPase activator activity; beta-tubulin binding
Source: RefSeq, a predicted model, not a curated record